This is a messenger RNA of Polyodon spathula (Mississippi paddlefish), 1546 nucleotides long. RefSeq names its product sodium/potassium-transporting ATPase subunit beta-3-like. The record is from RefSeq and is a predicted model, not a curated record. Gene Ontology annotation, molecular function: ATPase activator activity. Lineage: Eukaryota; Metazoa; Chordata; Actinopteri; Acipenseriformes; Polyodontidae. Gene Ontology annotation, cellular component: sodium:potassium-exchanging ATPase complex. Gene Ontology annotation, biological process: intracellular potassium ion homeostasis; sodium ion export across plasma membrane; intracellular sodium ion homeostasis. Bases 165 to 1004 code for a protein of 279 amino acids. The transcript has 7 exons.
AAGCUCGAAUCGAUUUGCUGUGACGCUGAGGAGAGGCGAGAACAGUGGAGCUGCGUCUGGUAAGAAAACGUCAGAGCGUCUUAUUAUAAAACAUCCCUGUUACAAAGUCGGCUACACAUACGCACGCAUUAUUUCGUUACACCACAUUGCCAGAGGUCCCAGCCAUGUCGAACAAGGAGGAAAAGCCCGCAGACCAGAACCAGUCAACCUGGAAGGAUUUUGUCUUCAACCCGCGCAGCGGCGCGUUUAUGGGGCGCACAGCCAGUAGUUGGGCUCUGAUUCUUCUCUUCUACCUAGUCUUCUAUGGUUUCUUAGCUGGACUUUUUACACUCACUAUGUGGGUCAUGCUUCAAACACUGGAUGACAAUGCUCCAAAGUAUUGUGACAGAGUCCCGAGUCCAGGGCUGGUAAUCAGGCCAAAGACCCUGGAUAUAGUGUAUAACAGAUCUGACUCCUCAAAGUAUAGCCACUACGUUCAGCAUCUUGAGUCAUUUUUACAGCAGUACAAUGAUAAAGAUCAAGAUAAAAAGCAACCAUGCCUUUCUGGGAGCUACAAUAUACAAGAUGAUGAGACACUUCCCAAAAAAUCGUGUCCGUUUAAACGCAGUCUGCUGGGACAGUGUUCUGGAUUACAUGAUCCCAGUUUUGGCUACUCAGAGGGAAAACCUUGUAUACUUGUGAAAAUGAACAGAAUUAUUGGACUCAAGCCAUCAGGGGAUCCUUACAUUAAUUGCACUGUUAAGAAAGAAGGUAGUGAUUUUAAUAUGCUGUAUUUUCCUGCAACUAAGAAUUUCGAUCUUAUGUACUUUCCAUAUUAUGGAAAAAAAGCUCAUGAAACAUACGUGCAGCCUUUGAUUGCUGUAAAACUGAUGCUUGAAAAGAAAGAUUAUGAUAAUGUAAUAACAUUGGAGUGCAAGAUAGAGGGAUCAAGUAACCUGAAAAACAAUGAUGAACGGGACAAGUUUCUGGGACGAGUGAUUUUCACUGUUAAAAUUACUGAGUAGCCAAAGCUGGAGGUCUGCACGGUGCCAACAUUUGUGUUGUCAUUUAAUUUUUAUCAACUGGACCUGCCAUUCUAGGACAUAAGACCACUUUGAAAGAGGGAUUGGAGUUAGGUGGCAUUCAUGGUAGCAUGAUGAUUUGCUUCCAGGUAUUAGUUUUUAAUCCGUUGGACCAGAACAUGAACUUAUUAAGACAUCGUGCCGUAUUAGGGACCUGUAAAUAGCUGUACUUCAACCGUUUAGUAACGUGGUCUUUUUUCUAUUGUGAUGUAGAUUUUAUCCCCACUGAGUGUUGUUUUUUUUGCUGUUUCUAUGUACAUAUUGAAUGGAUUUAACACUGGUUUACCUGUCAUAUUCCACAAGGUCAGAACAUUUAAGGGAUCAAAUGAAAAAAUAAAUAAAAUGAAAACAAAAAAGAUAAAAUGCUAUCUGGCCAAUGUGUUUAAAUGAUUUUAUAACCUCUGCUAGAAUAUUUAUUUGUGCAGAUGCUUUAAGACCUGUAUGGAAAAAAAAAUCUUAAAAUAAAAGUGAUUUUAAACAAAAAA